CGCACAUGUAAACACGGAGAGAAGAGCCCCAAAGAGGGGCAGAUCCAGGGACUUCUGUCCCAUCCAGCGCUUCCUGCCGUGGUCAGACAGGCGCCCCCAGGACAACGCACGGAAGUAGCAGGUCUCCUGCUGGCAGUGCCCGAGUAGAUGGAGGAUCGAUGUGGAUGCCCUGAAUGGGUCUCCAGGGCUAUCCAUUAAUUCUGUGCCAGCCUGAGGCCGCCGGACGCCGGACGCGAUGGCCGCGGUGGCGGAAGAGGAGCGCGACACCCGUCCGUGCAGCAACUGCAAAAAGGAUAUUCCUGUGGCAAAUGCCGCCAUCCAUGAAAUUCACUGCAGCCGGAACAUUCGGAUGUGUCCGGUCUGCAUGGAGCCUUUCCCGAAAUCGGAGAUGAGAAGCCACCUGCAGCUGGUGCACGAGCAGGUUACCUGCAAGUGCAGCAGGAAGAUGGAAAGGGGACUGUUGCAGGGGCACAUGGCCUCGGAGUGUCCCCUGCGGCCUGUGACCUGCCAGCACUGUGAGAUCGAGCUGGCCUUCAGCAAGCUGCAGGAGCACGAGGACUACUGCGGGGCACGGACUGAGCGCUGCGGCAGGUGCGGCCGCAACGUGAUGCUGCGGGACCUGAAGCGGCACCCGGAGGACUGUGCGAAGCAGGCAGAGGAAGUGAGAGACCCCCAGGCCAAGUCCUGCUUGAACUCCAAGGCGAUUUUCCGUACCGUGCCGACGAGCCGCAACAACGUCCAUCCCGACGUCGCUGUGGGUUCCCUGCCGAGAGUGAGCAGGAUUCCAGAAAGUAGACUUUACAAUUAUCUCUCAGGCGACCAGCUCCCCAGAGAGCUCGGCAGGAGGGGUGUUGUCUUGCCGCACGAACAGGAUCGAGCCCACCUGGGGAAGCUGACCACUCCCCCGCCCUUCGGAGGAGAGCCGGACGAUUACAACUUGGACUACCUGCUGGCUCUGAGCUUGCAGCAUGAGCAUAGCUCUUGCGAACCCAGAGGCAUAGAGGACCCGAGGGACUUGUGGACGAGCAUCUUGCCUCCCAGGACAAGGCCGGCGGAGAACGUGGAGGUGGCGCGUGGCUCCAGCAUCUUCUCUCAGGAUUUGCCGAUGCCUCCGGAUGUUUCAGAAAGGUCCCCAGCUGAGAUCCUGCUGCCGUGUGAAUUCUGCGAAGAGCUGUUUCCCGAGGGAGAGCUGAUUCUUCAUCAGACCGGCUGCAGCCCGAGCAGCGCGCUGGCCUCCUUCAGCAAGAGCAGCGCCUUCAUCCCGCAGUCUGAGCGCCUCUGGGCCCUGUGGGAGCAGCUGCAGAAGGGCCGCAGCCAGUCCCCUGAGGGUGGCAGCGAGAGGCGCCCACUCCAGCCGGAGUCCUGCGGCUGCCUCAUGCUCCCCUGCGAGUUCUGCGGCGUCCAGCUCGAGGAGGAGAUCCUCUUCCACCACCAGGAUCAGUGCGACCUGCGUCCCGCCACCGCCACCCCCUCUGCAGGAGGAGCCCCGCUGCGCGAAGGGGCUCAGGCUCGGCCGGCCACAGAGCGGGCCGAGUCGCCAGAUCCGCCGCGGAGGCGCCUGCGCCAUCAAGGUGAAGUCUCCCCUCAGUAUCUCGAGGAGCUCAGCCCGCAGAACUCUCCCGGAGCUCCCCAGCUGGUCCAGGGGAGCUGCCCCCGGGCCACUCAGGUGGCUGUCAGGCGCAUCCAGCUGACCUCUCCUAACAACCUGCGGGAGAACCACACCGGUCCCUCCAGGGCACAGAACUCCAAGGACCUGGGUGGUGGCUGUGGGAGACUACCAAGCCGGGGCCAGGAUGACCGUGCAGCCGGCCCCCAGGCUCCCAGGGCCUCGGCCCCCAGCUUUCCUCCGAGCAUCUAUGAGCCAAGCUUCCCAGGGACCAUCCCAACUCGGCCCAGCCUGAUGAAUGAAGGAGGCAGAAGUCUGGCGAGGGCCGCACAUGGCAGCAGCACCAAGGCCAAACCCUGGUGCGCCGAAUCGAAUUAUCCCGACAAUGAGUAGGGAAGUUUCUUGGGCCCUUCUGGUGGAUUGCCUUUUCCGGCACUUUUUCCAGAGCAAGGCCUUGUCUGUGCAGCUUGUUUCAAUGUGGCAGUGAUUAUUGUCGGUGGAGCUAACAGCAGCGUAGACGUAACUCUGCCGAAAGUCGGCCCUAGGAGCCCCGUGGCUCCCACUUGAGGACUGCUUCUUGGGAUGUGCAAGUGUGCUUCUGCUCUGGGGUGGGGAUGAGCCUGCUUGUCUACCUGUAGCUCCCAUUUGGAGUCUUCUGCGUGUUGUGUGUGAGGGGGCUUGGCCUUGCGUUCCUGUGGAGAGCCGCUGUGCGCACCCCUGGGCACGCACCGUGGAGGCAUUCACAGCUGCGUUGCUGGCUCAGCCCGCGGGCCUUGUGGGGAUGCGUGCUCCUGACGUCUUGGGCUUUUGCUGCAGGCAGUAAUUCUUCUCCCUGCACUUGGGAAUCGGCUCAUGUCCUCAGUCAGGUGUGCAAAAAGCCAUAAUACGCCAUGGCUGUGUCUGUGUGUAAAUAACAUGAUCUUGAAUACCGGAAGUGCCCAGUUAAAUGACCUAAAUUGUGACAGGCUUCUGUUGUUUUUUCUCUGUGCUGAUCGUUCUGGACCGGAGCCUGUUUGUUUUAAAAUUCUUGUAAUAAAACUUUGUAAGUUA
Varanus komodoensis (Komodo dragon) is the source of this 2656-nucleotide messenger RNA. RefSeq names its product TRAF-type zinc finger domain containing 1 (gene TRAFD1). The coding region runs from base 236 to 1999 and encodes 587 amino acids. NCBI's taxonomy places the organism in Eukaryota, Metazoa, Chordata, Lepidosauria, Squamata, Varanidae. The record is from RefSeq and is a predicted model, not a curated record. Gene Ontology annotation, molecular function: zinc ion binding. The transcript is spliced from 12 exons.